CACUGUUCUGGUUCUGUUCCCCCUCAGAGAGAUCAGAGCAGCAGACUCUCCGGACCUUCACGAUUGGGCCCAGCUCCAUUCGGGUCACCUGGAACGUGAUCCAGUCAGCACAGGGUUACCGGCUGGAGUGGAGGCGGGCUGCAGGGGGCGAAACGCAGAGGCUGUCAUUUCCCACCAGCACUAACAGAUACGAGAUCACUGGGCUGCAGCCUGGGACGGAGUACGUCAUCACGCUGUACACGCUGUACGAGGGCCGGGAAGUGGCCACGCCCGCCUCCACCUCCUUGACAGUGGAUCAGCCUGUGGGCAGCGUGUCUAACCUGCGGGUGCUGGAGACUCUGGGCAGAACGGUCAGGCUGGGCUGGACGGGCGUUGCCGGGGCGACCGAAUACCUCAUUCGCAUCAUCAACACCGAGGACGGGAAGGAGCGCUCUCUCAGCAUCCCAGGCGAUCAGACCACCCUGGACCUGGAGGACCUGCAGGAGGGGGUGUCCUACAGGAUCAGUCUGACCGCGCUGGUGGGAAGCAGGGAGGGGACCCCCGUCACUGUCACCAUCAGGGCAGAGGUGCAGAGUGUGGGGGAUGUCCAGGUCCAGGAUCUGGGAGGAGGCCGGGUCAGACUGACCUGGACCAGAGUGUCUAGAGCCACAGGCUACAGAGUGACUGUUCUCAACACACAGGAUGGGACAGAGCAGUCUGAACUCCUGGGAGACCGCACCUCCAUCGACCUCAGCGACCUUGCAUCUGGGGUGACCUACACUAUCACUGUCACACCGCUUGUGGGGAGCCAGGAGGGGAGCCCCGUGUCUGUCAGCAUCAGGACUGAGGAGGUUGUCUCCGAGCCCAUCAUAACCAACCUGCGAAUCCUGGAGAGAGGAAGUGACCGGAUCAGGAUCAGCUGGACUGGCAUCGCACAGGCCACGGGGUAUCGGGUCACCUGGCGCAGCGGUGACGGCAGGGAGCUCAGUCAGACGCUACCCCGGAACGCCAGCUCCUACGAAAUCGUGGGCCUGCGGGAGAACGAGGGGUACCGAGUGGGCGUGGCGGUGCUGGUCGGGGGGGUGGAAGGAAACCCCACCACUGUCAGCACCAGGACCGAGCAAUCGGUGGGCGGGGUCACAGACCUGAGGGUGACUGACACCAGCAGCAAUCAAGUGCGCAUUGCCUGGUCCAGGGCUGCUGGAGCAACAGGCUACCGGGUCACCUGGAGGCAGGGCAGUGCACAAGCGCAGUCCCGGUUGUUGCCAGGCGACUCCUCCUCAUUCACCAUGGAGGGGCUGGUGGCUGACGAGUCCCUGGUCAUUGCUGUCUACACUCUUAUUGGCCAGCGUGAGAGCAGUGCGGUCACUCUGUCCUCCAGGACAGCUCCAGAGCUGGUGGGCAGGGUGUCUGGCUUGCGGGUACUGGACACGGGGAACAGGAGGAUCCGGAUAGCUUGGACUCCACUGCCAAGGGCAACAGAGUACAAGAUCAGUUGGCGUCGUGACGAUGACAGUCACUGGUGGAAGGUGGAAUUCAGAAGUGGUGGCUUGUGA
Messenger RNA from Lepisosteus oculatus (spotted gar), 1535 nucleotides. NCBI's taxonomy places the organism in Eukaryota, Metazoa, Chordata, Actinopteri, Semionotiformes, Lepisosteidae. The record is from RefSeq and is a predicted model, not a curated record.